This is a messenger RNA of Pleuronectes platessa (European plaice), 1080 nucleotides long. It is a transcript of the gene arl3l1, whose product is annotated as ADP ribosylation factor like GTPase 3, like 1. The transcript has 5 exons. Gene Ontology annotation, cellular component: cytoplasm; microtubule cytoskeleton. The record is from RefSeq and is a predicted model, not a curated record. Gene Ontology annotation, biological process: cilium assembly. The coding region runs from base 78 to 644 and encodes 188 amino acids. Gene Ontology annotation, molecular function: GTPase activity; GTP binding. Lineage: Eukaryota; Metazoa; Chordata; Actinopteri; Pleuronectiformes; Pleuronectidae.
CGGCCUGUCAUGAUAUUUGUUUGAUUUCCACACUGAGAUAAGUAUUGUAAGUAUUGAAAGAUGCUAUCAGUGAGCGCAUGGGUGCUUCCCUCCUGCAGGGCUUACUCUCUGUCAUUGAGAAGCUGAAGGGAUCCACUGAGCGGGAGGUCAGGAUAGUGCUCCUGGGCCUGGACAACGCCGGCAAGACCACCCUGCUGAAGAGCCUGGCCUCUGAGGACGUGAACACCAUCACACCAACGCAGGGCUUCAACAUAAAGAGCGUCGCCUCUCAUGGGAUGAAACUCAACGUUUGGGACAUCGGAGGACAGAGGAAGAUCCGGCCCUUCUGGAAAAAGUAUCUGGAAAACACAGACCUGUUGAUUUAUGUUAUUGACAGUGCAGACAAGAAGCGGUUUGAAGAGACGGGCCUGGAGCUGUCUGAGCUCACCGAGGAGGAGAAUCUAAAGGGUGUUCCAGUUCUCAUCUUUGCCAACAAGCAGGAUCUGGCCACAGCAUCGCCAGCCAGCGAGAUCGCCGAGGGACUCAACCUGCACACGUACCGGGACCGCGAGUGGCAGAUCCAGGCCUGCUCUGCUGUGAACGGGGAGGGAGUUCAGGAUGGCAUGAACUGGAUUUGCAACAACAUCCUGAACAGGAAGAAGUGAACCAGCGGCGACACUGACCACAGUCAAACCGAGAGUCGACAUCUCCUCAUUUCAUUCAAGGGAAUCAAGAUGUAUCACCUCGUUUCAAAUGAAUGCACCUAUCACAGAUCCUGCUCCGCUCACAGAUCUGAACAAUGACGUUGUUUUUACGAUUUGUGUAAUUUUUAUGAAAAUAUUGCGAAUGUAGUUGAUUUAAAUGUAACAUUUCUAGCUAAGAUAAGUGACUGAAGCUCUGACUCAUCAUUGUUCGGCCCUAAACAUGUGUUUGUUCCCUUGAUCCUAAAGACCCUUGUCUGGUGAAUCUGUGUGCUUUCUGGAAACCAAGCUGAGUGUGUAGCCAUGUUUAACUUUUAGGGUUUAUCAGUUUCAUAGACAUCCGUUCAUUGUGAGUUUAAAGUAUGUGUUUGAGAUUUAUAAUAAAAUAACUCGUCAUUUC